AUAAUUCGGCUGCGAGAUUCAACUAAAUAAUUAAAUUUUCAACUUUCAGUGGAAUUAAAAUGGGUGUCGCGAAAUUUUGUGUCGUUUUCGAUAAAUCGGACCCGAUUUAUUAUCCCGGAGAAACGAUGACCGGAAGAGUGGAGUUGGUACUCAAUUCUACAAUGAAAAUUGAAGGAAUCAAACUCAAGCUCAAAGGAAGAGCUAAAUGCGAAUGGAGCGAAUCGCAUUCCAAGUCCAGAGUUUUUCGAUCAUCUGAAACCUAUCUCAAGAAUGAACAGACUUUUGUCGAAGAAAGAGAAGCAAAGAUGCUACAAGCGAAAAAAUAUGUCUAUCCAUUUGCUGUAAUGAUACCAUCUAAAGCGCCAUCCUCUUUUAAAAGUCACUAUGGUGAAAUAUCGUAUUAUGGAAAGGCGAAAAUAAUCAUUCCACAUGGUUUCGAUUACAAAAAAAGAACCAGAUUUACCAUUAUCAGUCCUCUGGAUCUUAAUUUAUAUCCGCAAUUAAGAACUACAUACAAAGAAGAAAAAAGUAAGAUGUUUUGCUGUCUGUGGUGUGCCAGUGGUCCUCUUACUAUGGUUGUGAAUUUACCCAAAACUGGCUUCGCUACAUCAGAAUGUAUUCCAAUUAUUGUAGAAAUUGACAACGCGAGUAAUAUCGCCGUAAAUGCGAUUUAUAUUUCUUUGAAACGGAAAAUUAAAUGGAUAGCGGAAGGACACCAUAAAACCACAGAAGUUGAGCUUCAAAAAUUACGCUCGGGUGGAGUUAGAGAAGGCCAGUCGCAAACGUGGAGCGAAUAUUUCACAAUUCCACCCACUAUUUUUCCGAACUUGGAGGAUUGUUCCAUCAUCAGAAUGAGUCACGUAUUACAUAUUGAAGCUAGAGCCGCAGGAAUGCAUUUAAAUUUGAAUGCUCGAAUUCCUAUCAUGAUUGGCGAUAUUCAACUAAGUGAAGAUACCAAUGCUCCAAUCUUUUCUCUGCAAGUGCCAAAUAAUCCAAAUAAUAUGGCUCCUGUUCCUGCUUCUUCGUCUCAAGGAUAUCCUCAGUCGGAGUAUCAUUUUACUGAAAUAACAUCUUCAAAAAGUGUAGUUCAGAGUCAUCAGUCUCAACCACAACCACAAAUACCACCUUCAGCAUUAUCAUCUCAGUUCGAGUGCUCUCAUAGUGCACUACAUUCUCCAGUAACCUGUGAUAAUAUUAUUGUCGACGGUUCAAUUAUUUCUUCUUCAAGAAACACUGCGCAAUUGGAGUAAUCACUUUUUUUGUAUGAUUGUUAAAAAAUUACACUGAGAAGUAAAUACUUGAUUAUCUAAUUCAAAUCAGACUAUGUAGUUGUAACUUUGUGCAUAAGUUCUAGUUCAAGAAUGGAAAAUAAUGACCUCUCAAGCGCGAUGGGGCCACAAGCAUUUGCGCUAGAGGCAAAGCAAAAAAAAAAGUGAAUUCAGGACGAAAAAUCAAAAAAUCGUUUUCUAGCGAAAUCUGGUUGGUUGACAUGUGUACUACACUGUCUCGAAUUCACAAAUUAAAAUUCGUAGAUAUAGGUAUGUGAGAAUAAUUCAUUUAUCAAUAAUUACAACUUCCCAAAUUUUUUUCGAAACGAAAAAAAUUAGUUUUUUGAUUUUAUCCAAGACUUUUGAUGUUAUACCUUUUUUUUUUUUGUGAAUUUAACGAAAAUUUUGAUACUCGUAGAUUUAAUUUUAAAUUAAGUACCUACCUAGAUACCAUUUUCAGCUAAAAUCGACUUGGAAUUCAAAACGUAACAAUAUCAUUUUUUGAUUUCAUUUAUAAGAUUUUUGUUGUGACUUUUUUUUUAUUAAGGUAAUUUAACGAAAAUUUUGAUAAAUUUAAUUUUAAGGUAUCAUUUUCAGCUAAAAUUAACUUGGUUGUACGUAUUUUUUUUACAUUUUCACUCAUUAAAAAAAUG
This is a messenger RNA of Planococcus citri (citrus mealybug), 1921 nucleotides long. RefSeq names its product arrestin domain-containing protein 3-like. NCBI's taxonomy places the organism in Eukaryota, Metazoa, Arthropoda, Insecta, Hemiptera, Pseudococcidae. The record is from RefSeq and is a predicted model, not a curated record. Gene Ontology annotation, cellular component: cytoplasm. The transcript is spliced from 6 exons. The coding region runs from base 60 to 1250 and encodes 396 amino acids. Gene Ontology annotation, biological process: protein transport.